GUCAAAGGCGGCGCUGUCGCCCUGACGACCGUUUCGCAGCUCCGUGGCGCCGCGAGCUAAGCCUUCUUCGGGAGAAAUACGGGGCCAAGAAGCUUAGGCCAUGUCGGUCGCCGCAUCCUUCUCGAUGCGCACGUCCUUCUCUGCGGUCGAAGGGUUGCCUGAGGCUGAGAAGAACGCUGGGGAGUCCGAGAAUACCUAUAUUCUGCGGCCCAUUUUCCAGCAAAGGUUCAGACCCUCUGUGGUUAAAGACUGUAUCCAUGCUGUGCUCAAGGAGGAACUGGCAAAUGCUGAAUACUCUCCAGAAGAAAUGCCUCAGCUCACAAAACGUUUAUCAGAAAAUAUUAAAGAUAAAUUAAAAGAAAUGGGAUUUGACCGAUAUAAAAUGGUGGUGCAAGUAGUGAUUGGAGAACAAAGAGGGGAAGGUGUAUUCUCACCCUUCUGUCUUGAACAUAGCCCUUCAGAUCUUUCAACCAAGAACCUGGAGUGUUCAUUGGAACCCCAGCCUCAGCAGCAUGGCUGCUCGCUGUUUCUGGGAUGCUGACGCUGACAACUGUACUCAUGAUGUUUUCAUGAAUGACAGUUUAUUCUGUGUUGUAGCGGCAUUUGGCUGUUUCUACUAUUGAAUCUUUGAAAGCUGGAAAAAGAUAUGACCAUGAAGAAAUAU
Messenger RNA from Mesoplodon densirostris (Blainville's beaked whale), 664 nucleotides. It is a transcript of the gene DYNLT2B, whose product is annotated as dynein light chain Tctex-type 2B. The record is from RefSeq and is a predicted model, not a curated record. NCBI's taxonomy places the organism in Eukaryota, Metazoa, Chordata, Mammalia, Artiodactyla, Ziphiidae. Bases 101 to 541 code for a protein of 146 amino acids. Gene Ontology annotation, biological process: microtubule-based movement. Gene Ontology annotation, molecular function: dynein intermediate chain binding. Gene Ontology annotation, cellular component: cytoplasmic dynein complex; cytoplasm. The transcript is spliced from 6 exons.